This is a messenger RNA of Haliaeetus leucocephalus (bald eagle), 2153 nucleotides long. It is a transcript of the gene NDUFA5, whose product is annotated as NADH dehydrogenase (ubiquinone) 1 alpha subcomplex, 5. The coding region runs from base 135 to 563 and encodes 142 amino acids. Gene Ontology annotation, biological process: respiratory electron transport chain. Lineage: Eukaryota; Metazoa; Chordata; Aves; Accipitriformes; Accipitridae. The record is from RefSeq and is a predicted model, not a curated record. The transcript has 4 exons.
CCCCGCGGGAAGGCUUUGUAACGGGAGCUGCUCCCGCUCGUGGCGCUCUCCCUCCCCUCGUGUGCGCCGGUCAAAACACUGCGAGUUUGUGGGGUCGCGUGUGUGCGGUGGGAGGCAGAGCCUCGCGUCACAGAAUGGUCCCCGUCAGGUGUAUGUUGAGGCAAAACAGACCAACCAGAUCGCGUGGAAAUAGACGCUUAGGUAUGUUAAAUAUAUUUAUGCUCUCUGUGCAGACCACUGGACUCGUAGGAUUGGCUGUAGCUGAAAACCCUCAUGAGCGCCUGCGAAUACUGUACACAAAAAUCCUUGGUGUCCUGCAAAACAUUCCCAAAGAUGCAGCAUAUAGGAAGUACACUGAGCAGAUUGUAAAUCAGCGAUUUAAUUUGGUGCAAACGGAGACUGAUGUGCAAAAACUACAGGACAAACUGAAUAGUGGUCACAUAGAAGAAGUUAUUGUACAGGCUGAAAAUGAGCUUUCCCUGGCAAGAAAAAUGAUACAGUGGAAACCAUGGGAGCCUCUAAUUGAAGAACCUCCUUCUGACCAGUGGAGAUGGCCAAUAUAAUUUUCAAAAUGGUGUAACAUCUUGAAAGUGGGGGGAAAAAAAACCCAACAGGUUAAUUAUUAAUCUAUUGUUACUGACAGAUAUCUUUAAAUUAAAGAUAAUAACUUCAUAAAAACAUGUUUUGUCCUAAUGUUCACUUAUAUUUAGCAAUCUAAAGACUGCUCCCAGUUUGUUGCAAAGAUGGUUGUAAGAAAAUUCUUCUCACCUGUUCUACAACCUUUGGUUUAUUUCCUUUUGUAAUUUAUUAGUAACAGGGUAUUUGUGCCUCAUUCCAUGCUAUUUUUUAUAAUCUGUAUUUGUUAACAAAUACAGAUAUUAUAGGCCGUUUGAAAUCAAAAGUUGUAGAAAAGUAUGAUCCUGCCCUUUUCUCCCACCUUUGGUUGUGUAUUUUUGCCAGCCACUGCCAGUGUCUUUGUGACCAUACAGAUACUGAGAUCAGGGAUCUGAUGUAAUGAAAACUCAGCUUGCCAAAACCAACAGUUUUUUAGAUUUCAGCUGAAUCACUCACUGUCUUGAACUGGCUGACUUUGCUGCCCACAUAGAUGCUAAUUCUGACUAUGGGGAAGCCCUGGGAAUACCCAGGAUUGGAGGGGUGAGGGGGAGAAGGAAGACUACCCUUAAGGUGACAGCAGGAACAGGUUUUUUGGUUAGCAGGUAGGUUACUGUACUUAACAUAAUACACAUGGGACAAACUUUAGUAUUGGGGUCUUACAAAGGCUUUGUAUAUAGGCAUGUAUAUACUUUAUCGAUUUAUUUGUAUAUUAUUGAUUCAGACCUUGAAUAUUAAUUAGUAAUAUGAAAAAAAUAGUGGAUUUUUCUUGACACAUCUGGCUAGGUUCUUUCAAACAUUUAAAUGGAAACAGUGCCUGCCUCUUCUGAAAACUUCUGUUUACAGAUUUAAGCUUAUAAGCCCCGAUUAAAAUACCCAAACUAGAUCUAAGGAUACUGUGUGAGUGUGCCUUUACUCGCAUUUUUUUAGUACUAUUAAUAAAGUUCUCGCAAGCCUAAAGAUAAGAAUAUUGCUGUAUGACAAAAAUCUGCAGUUCGUUAAACGUUUAUGAUAGAGUGCCACUGCACUACAUUACAUACAUAACAUACUUUGUCAUGGCUGUUUUUUCAUAGUCAUUAGGCCUAUAAGUUUUACCUGUGACAUCAUUAUUAUUACUAUAAAUGAUUAAUUACAUCUUUUAUAUAAUAUUUCAUAUAAUCAAGGUAUUAAGGGAGUAGGACAGUAGAAGAGAAAAUAAGUAUACCUAGGGUAUUGACUCUAGUAACUAUGUUCACUGCAUUCUUUAGCAUUGUUUUUUUAACUAUUAUUACUAUAAUUACAGAAAUUUUUAGAUUUUGAAGCAGUGGAAAAUAUUUUGCUUCAUUGGUUUGUUUUGAAGGCUUUUUCAGUCUUCAGAAGGGUAGAAGCUGGUCUCUUCUGAGAUAAAACCACUAGAUGGCAUUCCAGAAGAGGACUCUGCUGAAGUUAAAGAACAGUUUUCACAUGAGAAAUAAGAAAGGAUUACAAACUUGAAUGAAGGUGAACAAUGUCAGAUGAGAAAUUAAGAUGAAUGGUCUUGGGUAAUAAGUAUUUAGCUGAUG